Saccostrea cuccullata (small rock oyster) is the source of this 484-nucleotide messenger RNA. Its product is annotated as angiopoietin-1 receptor-like. Bases 86 to 484 code for a protein of 132 amino acids. NCBI's taxonomy places the organism in Eukaryota, Metazoa, Mollusca, Bivalvia, Ostreida, Ostreidae. The transcript is spliced from 4 exons. The record is from RefSeq and is a predicted model, not a curated record.
AAGCACUUAAAAUUGAUUAUAUUCUCUGAAAUAUUUGUAAUUUGCACGUACAUUUUAAAGGCAUCGGUCAAGUUAUACUUUUGCUAUGGUUCUCACCAUAAAAUAUGUUUUAAUCUUUAUUGUUAUAGAUGUGUAUCAAUCUGUUCAAUCUAAACGAGAAUGUUUGGGCCGCAGGGGUUGUUGUGAUGGAUAUCAAUUUGAUAAAGAUCUCCAGAAGUGUACAAGAUGUCCAGACGGCUUUGUUGGUGCGAUGUGUGCGUCACCCUGUCCUUAUCCUGGAUAUGGAUUUAAAUGCAAUUUAGAUUGCAACUGUACAAAAGAAUUCUGUAAUGUAACAAGGGGAUGUCCAUGGAAUUGCACAAAUAUUUUGAAUUGUUCAAGUAUUGCAAAAGUGGAGAAAACUCCACAACCAUUAGAAACGUCACACAUAUUUCUCUCAAAUUUACGGUGUUAUUAUUAUUAUUAUUAUUCUACUUUUAUAUAG